AUGCCAGCUGAACCUACUAAAUUUGUUUCCACUGCUACUACUGAUCCUGAUCUAUUCAAUUAUUCAACGUAUUCCGAAGAAGUGAUACUCACAAAAGGUAAUCUCGGUGUCGGUUUGGCACUUGAUGGUGGUCGUGGAUCAGUGUUCGGCGACCGCCCAAUCGUUAUCAAAAGGAUUUUUGAAGGCGGUUCUGCGGCACGUAGCGGUCGUAUAAAAAUUGGUGACCAAGUGAUCACAAUUGAUGGUAUAGAUAUAAGAGAUAUGAUGAUAUGCAAGUUUUGCGCAAUUAAAUUUUUCUGA
Brugia pahangi is the source of this 300-nucleotide messenger RNA. NCBI's taxonomy places the organism in Eukaryota, Metazoa, Nematoda, Chromadorea, Rhabditida, Onchocercidae. The record is from the annotation of a GenBank genome assembly.